AUGUAUGUGAAGCAGAUUAUCAUCCAAGGCUUCAAGAGCUACAAGGACCAAACGGUCAUUGAGCCCUUUUCGCCCAAGCACAAUGUUAUCGUUGGUCGCAAUGGUUCUGGCAAGAGUAAUUUCUUUGCUGCGAUUCGGUUCGUCCUGAGCGAUGCGUACACUCACCUCGGGAGAGAGGAGCGUCAAGCUCUGUUGCAUGAAGGUUCAGGUUCGGCCGUGAUGUCGGCCUAUGUCGAGAUCAUCUUCGAUAACUCGGACGACCGAUUCCCCACUGGAAAGCCGGAGCUUGUCCUUCGUCGAACCAUCGGUAUCAAAAAGGACGAAUAUACCCUAGACCGCAAGAAUGCGACCAAGAACGACGUUAUGAAUCUGCUCGAGUCCGCUGGUUUCUCACGAUCGAAUCCCUACUACAUCGUCCCUCAGGGCCGUGUCACCGCUUUGACUAAUAUGAAAGACUCUGAGCGUCUCGUGCUCUUGAAGGAAGUGGCCGGUACCCAGGUUUACGAAGCACGUCGUGCGGAGUCCCUCAAGAUCAUGCAGGAAACCAACAGCAAGCGCGCGAAGAUCGACGAGUUACUAGACUACAUCAACGAGCGUUUGGCCGAGCUUGAAGAAGAGAAGGAUGAACUGCGCAACUACCAAGAGAAAGACAAAGAACGCCGGUGCCUCGAGUACACGAUCUAUUCCCGCGAGCAGCACGAGAUCUCGAAUGUGCUUGAGAACCUCGAGGAACAACGGCAGAACGGAGUCGAGGGCGCAGACAAUAACCGGGACCAGUUUGUUGAGGGCGAGAAGGCCAUGGCUCAGAUCGAUGCGGAGAUUGCUGAGUUCCGCCAGCAGAUUGAGUUCUUGAAAGUGGAUAAGGCUCAACUGGAGGAUGAGCGCCGGGAAGCCUCCAAGUCGUUGGCGCAGAUCGAACUUCGUGCCAAGGCCCUGUCAGAUAACCAGGCUGCUGCCCAAGCGCUCAAGUCUCGCCAUGACAGCGAUCUCAACGCUGUGCAGACCGCGAUUCAAGAGCGCGAAGGGGAGCUCGAAGACCUUUUGCCUCGGUUCAAUGCUUCCAAAGACGAGGAAGACGAUGUCAAGUCCCGCCUAACUGAAGCAGAGACAUCACGUCAACGCUUGUAUGCCAAGCAAGGCCGCAACUCCCGAUUUAAGAAUAAGUCGGAACGUGACAAGUGGCUGCAAAUGGAGAUCAGAGAGACUCACAGGUCCAUUGCCAAUGUACAGGGCGUCGUUGCGCAGACUCAAGAAGAUAUCCAGGAGCUCGAAAAAGAAAUAGCUCUACUAGAGCCAGAAACUGAACGACUGCGUAAGCAGAUCGAUGGCCGUGGUGAUACUAUGCAUUCUGUCGACCAAGAGAUUCAGAACGCCAAGGAUGAGCGCGACCGAUUGAUGGACCAGAGAAAGGAAUUCUGGAGAGAAGAGGCCAAACUCGAUUCCGUCCUCUCCAGUGCCUCGCAGGAGAUGGACCGUGCAGAGCGCAGCCUUUCUCAGAUGAUGGAUAAUAACACAAGCCGCGGUAUUGCUGCUGUCCGGCGCAUCAAACGUCAACACAACCUCGAAGGCGUCUACGGUACCUUGGCCGAGCUCUUCGAUGUCAGCGACAGGUACCGAACCGCUGUUGAGGUUACCGCUGGACAGAGCUUGUUCCACUACGUCGUCGAUAAUGACGAGACUGCCACCAAAGUCCUGGAGAUCUUGCAAAAGGAAAAGGCCGGUCGUGUUACCUUCAUGCCGUUGAACCGUCUCCGAUCUAAGCCUUCGAAUAUGCCUCGCGCCAGUGACACCAUCCCAAUGCUGGACAAGCUUCAGUUUGACCCCGCUUACGAAAGAGCUUUCCAACAUGUAUUUGGAAAGACUAUUAUUUGUCCCAACUUGCAGGUCGCUGCGCAGUAUGCUCGAAGCCACGGCGUCAAUGCCAUCACCCCCGAGGGUGAUCGUUCCGACAAGCGUGGUGCUCUCACUGGUGGUUAUCACGAUUCACGUCAGUCGCGGUUGGAUGCCGUGAAGAAUGUUAGCAAGUGGAGGGAUGAAUACGAGACCAAGCGUAACCGUGGCACUGAGAUUAGAAAAGAGCUCGAGAAGCUGGACCAGCUGAUCACCAAGGCUGUUGGUGAGCUGCAGAAGCUCGAACAGCAAAAGCACCAAGUCCAGAACAGCAGCGGUCCUUUGCGACAAGAGCUUCGGAGUAAGCGGGAUCUCCUGCAGAAGAACACUGAUAGCCUCGACGCUAAGCGCCGUGCACUGCGCAAUGUCGAGUCUAACCUGGCAGCUCUUAAUGACCAGGUAAAUGCCUUCCAGGGCGAGAUGUCGUCGCCAUUCCAGAAGGCCCUGACAAAUGAGGAAGAGGCUCUCUUGGAGAGAUUGAGUGGAACCGUGCAGGAGCUCCGGAGAAAGUACCAAGAGUUGUCAAGCCAACGUAGCGAGCUCGAGGCCCGCAAGUCCGUGUUGGAGGUUGAGCUACGGGAGAAUUUGAACCCCCGCCUUGAUCAGCUACAGAACCGAGAUGUGGACGUGGCCGAAGAGGAAGUCCAGGGUAACCUGAAGGAGACACAGCGUGAACAAAAGCGCCUUGGUAAGGCCUUGGAGAAGCUCAAUGGUCGCCUCAAGGAGGUGGACUCCUCAAUUGAAGAGACUACUGCCAAGGUUGCUGAUCUACAACAGCGCAAUGCCGAUACUCGACGUGACAUGGAAGACCUGGCCCGGUCUAUCGAGAAACAUCAGAGACGCAUGGAGAAGAGCAUGCAGAAGAAGGCUGCUCUCACGAAACAGGCUGCAGAGUGUGCUGCGAAUAUCCGUGAUCUCGGUGUGCUACCCGACGAGGCCUUCACCAAAUACAAAAACACCGACUCCAAUGUGGUUGUGAAGAAGCUCCACAAGGCCAAUGAAGCCUUGAAGAAGUAUUCUCAUGUCAACAAGAAGGCCUUUGAGCAGUAUAACAGUUUCACCAAGCAGCGUGAGACGUUGACUACUCGUCGUGAGGAGCUGGAUGCCUCCCAGAAGUCCAUUGAUGACCUGAUUUCAGUUCUGGAUCAGCGUAAAGAUGAAGCAAUCGAGCGAACUUUCAAGCAGGUGUCCCGCGAGUUUGCGAAUGUCUUUGAGAAGCUGGUACCCGCUGGUCGUGGCCGCUUGGUGAUUCAGCGCAAGACUGACCACACCGCUCGCCCUGAUGAUGACCUCGACUCUGAAGACGAGGAGGCCCGGCAGAGUGUAGAGAACUACGUAGGUGUCGGUAUCAGUGUCAGCUUCAAUAGCAAGCACGACGAUCAGCAACGUAUUCAGCAGCUGAGUGGUGGCCAGAAGAGUCUGUGCGCCCUCGCCUUGGUCUUCGCCAUCCAAGCAUGUGACCCAGCGCCUUUCUACCUCUUCGACGAGAUCGACGCCAAUCUGGACGCUCAGUACCGAACGGCCGUGGCCCAGAUGCUCAAGUCAAUCUCGGACUCGACCAAUGGGCAGUUCAUCUGCACCACCUUCCGACCAGAGAUGCUACAUGUGGCAGAGAAGUGUUACGGUGUGAGCUUCAGUCAGAAGGCCAGUACGAUCGACGUGGUAUCGCGUGACGAAGCAUUGAAGUUUGUGGAGGGACAGAAGGCGUGA
Molecule: messenger RNA, 3600 nt
Organism: Penicillium daleae
Lineage: Eukaryota; Fungi; Ascomycota; Eurotiomycetes; Eurotiales; Aspergillaceae
Product: chromosome segregation protein SMC
Exons: 5
Coding region: 1-3600 (1199 amino acids)
Biological process (GO): mitotic sister chromatid cohesion
Cellular component (GO): chromosome
Molecular function (GO): protein binding; cohesin loader activity; ATP hydrolysis activity
Source: RefSeq, a predicted model, not a curated record